AUGCUACCUGCAGCAGGCGAUGAACCAAAGUAUUCUCAGAUGUAUAUUUUUGACACGGCCAAUGAAGUGAAGAACAGAGUAAAGUCGGUCACCAGAACGGAAUCAUCGACUUCCCUUGACGAGGAAACCGUUUCUGGAUUGAUGGAGAUGCUUGACAGCACAAGUGCGCUCACUAAAAUAUAUAGAGCCGCCAGAGAUCGUUACGAGCUUCACAAACCUACGGAGUUGUCUAUAAGAUUGGUGGCCCAAAGGCACCGUGGGAAGCAAUAUGAUUUGCCAACCUCCGAUGAAAUAGCUGGACUAAUUGUAGGUGAUCUAUCUUCCACAACAGGGGGUAGAGAUGUCAUCGUCCAUCUCCAAUCAGAUGACCUUCAAAGAAUAACCGAGUUACAUCCACUUUACAUGGCUCUACAAUACCCUUUGUUGUUCCCAUACGGCGAAGAUGGUUACCAUCCAGAUAUACCAUAUGCAUCUAGAACACAUAGGAAGGCUAUCAAAAGGGAAUUUGUCACCAUGCUAGAGUUCUACGCUUAUCAAAUACAAACAAGAUUAUUACAAGGGGAUAGUGAUGCCAUUAAAGUGGGAUGCAGAAUAAUACUACCUUCAUCUUUCACUGGAGGCCCAAGAUAUAUGGCACAAAAUUACCAAGACGCGAUGGCAAUUUGUAGAACAUUUGGGAAUCCCGACUUAUUCAUCACCAUGACGGCAAACCCGAAUUGGGAAGAAAUCAAAGAGCAUCUGCAAUGUUGCGGUAAUUUUAUGCCCAAUGACCGACCAGAUCUUGAAUCUCUUGUUUUUAAGAUGAAGUUAGAAGCUCUGGUGGCUGAUCUUUGGGAUGGGGAUUUCUUCGGCGAGGCCAAAUCAAGGCAAAAACCAGUUCGAAAUAAUAAUACUAAUGCUCCUAAAAUUCAUAUUGCAGUUGUAUACACCAUCGAGUUCCAAAAGCGGGGCUUGCCUCAUGCGCAUAUCUUGGUGUGGCUGAGAGAUGAUAUGAGGAAUCCCACCAACACAGACAUAGACAAAAUAAUCUCCGCUGAGAUCCCAGAUGAGAACAAUGAUCCUGAAGGUUAUCAAUUGGUCGAGCAGUUUAUGACGCAUGGUCCAUGUGGCAAAGAUAAUCCAAAUUUGGGAGUUGACAAGGCGACCAUUGUUGUAGGAAGGAAAAAAGGAACUACUGGAGAAGCUGGUUGCAGCAACCAAAAUAUCGAAGACAUAGACGAGAUAAGAAAGUAUCAAGAAUGCUGUUAUCUAUCAGCAUGUGAGGCUAUGUGGCGCAUCUUUGCCUUCGACAUUCAUUAUAGCAAACCAGUCGUACAACGCCUUACUUUGCAUUUACGGGACCAACAACCUGUUACAUAUAGUGCAGACCAAAGUCUUGACAGCGUAAUCUCACGGCCUGGUAUUGACAUAACCAUGUUCACAGAGUGGAUGAAGAUGAACGAAACAGACCCUUUCGCACGUACAUUAACAUAUGCUCAAUUCCCACUAUGGUAUGUGUGGAAUACAACCCCAAAAACGUGGACAAGAAGAAAGCAAGGUCACACCAUCGGCAGGAUUGUCAACAUCCAUCCAACAGUAGGUGAGCUGUACUACUUGAGACUGCUUCUAGGCGCGGUCACAGGACCAACAAGUUAUGACGAUAUAUUAACUGUCGAUGGAAUCAUUUACGAUGACUUCAAAGGUGCGUGUUUGGCCAGGGGUAUGCUUGAUGGAGACAAAGGAUGGGUAGAAGCAUUAGAGGAAACUCGUCAGUGGGGUUUCCCAUGCCAGUUGCGUAGUCUCUUUGUCACACUCUUAAUCUAUAGUUAUGUUAGCAGCCCAUUGAAUUUGUGGAACCACUCUUGGCUGUAUAUGGCAGAGGAUAUUGAGCACACGCAACGACAAAAACUGAAACUCACCAAACUCCACCUCACAGAGGAGCAGCUAAAGAACUACACAUUGCUAGAGAUUGAGAAAAUCCUGCAGCAACACGACAAAACACUGUCAGAUUUCCCAGACAUGCCUAUGCCAGACAAAGAGCUGAUGAAAGAGCUGAAUAAUUCAUAUCUUAUGGAAGAGAAAGGUUACGACAAAGACGAACAACAAACAGAGCAUGAUCGUUUAUUUGUGAGUUUGAAUGACGAACAGAGAUUGGUCUUCCAUGCAGUGAUGGACUCCAUUGAAAAUGGAGACGGAAGAUUCUUCUUCCUUAAUGGACCAGGGGGACUGGCAUUGCAGCUUUGCUUCUCCCAGGAGGGCGCACAACCAACUCAAGGAUCGAUGCUUGCUGAACUGUUAAGGAAAACAGAUUUGAUCAUUUGGGAUGAGGCACCAAUGACUCAUCGUUUUGCAUUUGAGGCGGUUGACAGAUCAUUGCGGGAUCUUCUUGCGGAAGAUGAUCCCAAAGCAAUGCACAAACUCUUUGGGGGGAGGGGGGGGGAAGACGGUAUUACUUGGUGGCGAUUUCAGACAAAUCUUACCCGUUAUAUCAGGAGGCAGUCGUCAAGACACGGUCUUAGCAACAAUAAACAGAUCAUAUAUGUGGGAUUCAUUGGAUACUUCAAGUUGAGGACAGAACAGCGCCAAAAAAAAAAAAAUAGAGAUAGCUACGAUGAGGUUGACGACAUCAAAAUUAAUGGAAAACUACUCCUACAAAACGGCGAGAAACAGAUUGCACAAUUAGCGACUGAUGUAUAUCCGGAUUUCAAGACUUCGUAUCUAGACCGAGAAUACAUUACAAAGAGGGCGAUUCUAACUCCAAAGAAUGACACUGCUCACGAACUGAAUAUGUUUCUCCAAGACAAAAUCCCAGGUGACGCAAAGGAAUAUUUGAGUGCAAACAGUAUAGAGAUGGAUGGGGAUUCAAACGACUCAGAUGAACUGCUAUACCCUGCAGAAUUUUUGAACUCCCUCAAAAUAUCAGGUUUGCGAGAUCAUUGUUUGAAACUAAAAAUAGGGUCUCCAGUUAUGCUUAUACGGAAUCUGAAUCAGAAAGAAGGAAUUUGCAAUGGAACCAGGCUAAUAGUGACACGAUUGGGAACUAGAGUAAUUGAAGCAGAGAUCUUAACUGGUACAACAGUUGGUAACAAGGUGGUCAUCCCAAGGAUAAUACUAUCUCCACCUGAUCAGAAGUGGCCAUUCAAAUUAAAAAGACGACAAUUCCCUCUACGUUUGAGCUACGCAAUGACUAUUAAUAAAAGUCAAGGCCAAAGUUUGGAACAAGUUGGCAUAUAUUUACCAAAACCCAUUUUCAGUCAUGGACAAUUGUAUGUGACGCUAUCACGAGUAACAUCAGAAGGAGGAUUGAAGGUCCUUAACAUGGAGGAGGAGGCAACACAUACAAUUAAAAACAUUGUAUACAAAGAAGUAUUCAACAACGCAACCACAUAUAGGUGA
This is a messenger RNA of Camelina sativa (false flax), 3375 nucleotides long. Lineage: Eukaryota; Viridiplantae; Streptophyta; Magnoliopsida; Brassicales; Brassicaceae. The record is from RefSeq and is a predicted model, not a curated record.